AUGAUCGUCUAUAGCUCGAGCCAAAGACUCAUGGCGUCUCACAACCCUUCCGAGAGCUCCUCAGCUCGUCCCUCCACCACUCGUACCGCGUCUCACUCACACAGCCCCAACGCACCUGCUUCCAGCAGAGAUCGGUUACAAGUCCCAAAAAGAGCCCAUACUUUUGCCAAUGCUACUUCGGCCCUGGAUGAUAGCGCUACAUCUCCUGAUGCUUUUGAAACCGGCGAGCAUAGCGACUCCGACGAUGGUGCCGAGGGAACUCGGGCUUCGGUUGAGCUCGACAUCCUUCCUAUUGAACUAAUCACUGUAACAGACAGCUUCAUCGAAUCUUUAAAUGCCAAAGUGAAUCCGAACCCUCCCAAUAUCGAGAAACUAUCACAGAAGUUCCAAGACUUCUACGCCCAAGCUUCGUCCCAUAUCAACACCCAUAUCAGCGCGCUUGCCUCGAGACAAAGCCGCGACGUGUCGCCCACGCCAUCCGCCUCUUCCAUCUCCUCCGCUGCCAGCCGCCUCCGAUCAAAAGCCAGUGCUCUGACCACCACCAAGACAGAACAGGAACAGCAAAUGAUCACAUCUGAAGAAUUAGCGAAUCGCAAGCGAAUGAGGAAGGCUCUCGAGGCUAAGAGGUCGCUUCUUGAAGAGGCCGUUGAGCGCAGGUUAUGCGAGGGUAUUUAUGACAAGAUUUACCGACAUCGGAGCACACAGGAUGAAGCCCAGGACGACAAACUACGUUCAAAGACUGCUGCUUUAGCCUUGGUCGGCAUCGGACCUGCUGACUUGGGGAUUGAUCUGACCAACGAAGCAGACGAGUCCGACGAGAAGACUGACCCAACUGAACAAGACAUCAAGCAGAAGCUGGAACCCGCCCGACGCGACUUAGCCAUGAUGACCCAGAAAAGAUAUCCUUUGGGGAAGCUCAAUCACCUGAAAGCUGCUCACAGAAGCAUAGUGGACGCCCUUGCCUAUUUUCAUCCUUCUGCGUCUGCCGAUGAGAUCAUGCCCAUGCUUAUCUACACACUCAUUACUCUGCCCCCGGAGAACCUUCAUGCCAUCAGCGAUGUCCAUUUUAUACAAUACUUCCGCUCCGAGUCGAAACUCACGGGCGAGGCUGCAUACUGUCUGACGAACCUUGAAGCCGCCAUUAGCUUCCUGGAGACAGUGGACCUCACGACACUCAGGGCCGACGAGCAGCUUUCUGGCCCAGCAAAGAGUACCAGCCCGAGAACCGAAACAUUCCCGCCGGCUUAUCAACAAGGGGAAGCAUCUUCGUCACUAAGUGCUCCUGAAGCAAACAAGACCAAUGCUGAUGCAGCCAAGAUCUCUGCUCCUGACACCAAAGCGGCGACGGCAUUGCGUAGUCGCCGGUUGAGUGACCUCGUGAAUGGGCCUGCGCAAGCAUUUGGAGCUGCGAGUGAUGCUGUUUUCAAUACAGCCGACCAGAGCCUAAAGAACAUAUCCAACAGUCUGGAAGGAAGUUACAAAUUUCUCGUAGGUAAACUAAGAGAGCACCAGGACAGCCCCCGAGAUUCCAUCACCGUACCUAGAACUCUGGAUGACGCGCGUAAACUAGUCAGCACGCCAUCUCCAGAUGAGGAUGACAGCAGUGGCCUCAACAGACUGCUUGCCCCUGAUGAUAAUGAUUUGUUGAAACGCCCAGUAUCGCGGGAGGAUAGAGUCCUCAACUUGAUUGGAGGUCGGCGCGACCGCAGUACUGAUAGCACUCGAAGUGGCCGCAGUGCGAGCUCUUCCAAGAAAGUCCUAUUUGCGUCUGAUGAGCCCAAGGCGGCCAGCCAAAUCCCAGGACAGAACCCAGCUGUCCUGGAUCAGAUGCGUAACCUGGGCAAUUCCUUUAACCCCAUGGCUCGACUUCCCAGUAUGAGUAUUAUCCGCGGGUUUGGGCGCAACACACCGUCGGCGCCGACAACACCAGCGGCGAAGGACGUGGUCAAGCCCGCGGACGGGGGAGAUUUGGGAACAGCUUUCCCUGAUAUUGCUCCAGCUCUUCCGCCCAAAGCUAUUCCCAAGAUCGCACCGCCCAACAAACGCUUCAUGGAGAUACAGACUCCCGGUGAUCUCAAAUUGGGUGAAGUUCUUGACCUGCUACGAGACUACCGCCGCCUAGCCGGCGCCCUAAAGGACAUUGGGGCGUUUGAGACAAAGUGA
This is a messenger RNA of Fusarium sp. VM40, 2163 nucleotides long. The record is from the annotation of a GenBank genome assembly. NCBI's taxonomy places the organism in Eukaryota, Fungi, Ascomycota, Sordariomycetes, Hypocreales, Nectriaceae.